This is a messenger RNA of Carassius auratus (goldfish), 3084 nucleotides long. Its product is annotated as squalene monooxygenase-like. Gene Ontology annotation, molecular function: flavin adenine dinucleotide binding; squalene monooxygenase activity. The transcript has 11 exons. Bases 301 to 1974 code for a protein of 557 amino acids. The record is from RefSeq and is a predicted model, not a curated record. NCBI's taxonomy places the organism in Eukaryota, Metazoa, Chordata, Actinopteri, Cypriniformes, Cyprinidae. Gene Ontology annotation, cellular component: membrane; endoplasmic reticulum. Gene Ontology annotation, biological process: sterol biosynthetic process; cholesterol metabolic process.
CAUAAAUUAUUCAGCAUCACCUAGAAGCGUCGCACCAGCUCGAGUGCACUGAUGUGCUGGGUAUUAUACGUACUUUUUAUUUAUGAUUAUUUAUAAUAAGAGGCUUUUCACUGAAGUCAUUACCUAAAAUAUUAAGAAAAACGUAAAAACGAUAUAUUUUUCUCAGUUUUUGUAUGGAACAAUAACUCAAAAGUCUGAUCACCUGGUCACCUGUGCUUGUCUUUCGAGACUGCUGUUGACAUUUUUCUCUUAUUAUUAUUAUUAUAUUUUUUUGUUUUGAGUUCUGAACUGAGUUUCGACAUGUGGACCUUUCUUGGAAUUGCAAGUUUCACAUAUAUCUAUAAGAAAUGCGAUGCCCUGGUGAGUGACGCGCCCAGAGAGCUGCUGCUGGCCGCGGUGCUGUGCGUGUCUGUGGGGCUGAUAGUCACGUGUCUCGGCUUUCGUGGACAGACGCUCAAAACGCCUCAAUUUGUCCAGAUUCCUCUCAACCUCUUGACUUCCUUUCCUCCGACCAAAAAACUCUUCUCCAAGUCCACUACAGACUGUGGCAGUCGCAUUUCUAAGAAGAGAGAUGUAAAGCGAAAGAGGGCGACAGACAGUCAGUCCAGUCAGGGAGAGGAUCCAGAGGUCAUCAUAGUGGGUGCUGGUGUGCUGGGGUCAGCCAUGGCCGCCGUUCUGGCCCGGGACGGCCGGAGGGUCACAGUGGUGGAGAGGGACAUGAGAGAACCAGAUCGGAUAGUGGGAGAACUUCUUCAGCCGGGAGGAUAUCGGGCACUCAAAGAACUUGGCCUGGAGGAUGCUGUUGAAGGUCUGGACGCCCAUGUGGUGAACGGUUAUGUAAUCCAUGACCUGGAGAGCCGAACGGAGGUGGAGAUCCCUUAUCCCCAGCAGGAGAGCAGCAUUCAGGGGGGACGUGCUUUCCACCACGGACGCUUCAUCAUGGGACUGCGCCGAGCUGCUCUCGCUGAGCCCAAUGUGAAGUUUGAGGAGGGAACAGUGACCAGCCUGGAGGAAGAAGACGGAUGUGUGACUGGAAUUCUGUACAGGGAGAAGGAUUCGGGGACGAUCAAGGAGAUCCAUGCUCCCCUGACUGUAGUUGCUGACGGAUGUUUCUCCAAGUUCCGUAAGAAUCUGAUUUCUGGGAAAGCUAAAGUGUCUUCUCAUUUUGUUGGAUGCAUAAUAAAGGACUCUCCUCAGUUCAAGCCCAACCAUGCAGAGCUGGUUCUAGCUGAUCCCAGCCCAGUGUUGAUCUAUCAGAUCUCCUCCAAUGAAACUCGGGUUCUGGUGGACAUCAGAGGAGACAUGCCUCGAGACCUUAUGGGGUACAUGACGGAAAAAAUCUACCCACAACUACCAGAGCACUUAAAGGAGCCGUUCAUGUUGGCGCUGCAGAAUGAUCGCUUGAGAACAAUGCCUGCCAGCUUCCUGCCGCCUGCACCAGUCAAUAAACACGGGGUUCUGCUGUUAGGCGAUGCGUAUAACAUGCGUCAUCCUCUGACCGGCGGCGGCAUGAGUGUGGUGCUGAACGACAUCCGCAUCUGGAGAGAGCUGCUCAAGAACAUCCCUGAUCUCUAUGACAACACAGCUGUGCUCCAGGCAAAGAAGAAAUUCCACUGGGAACGGAAAUCAUCUCAUUCAUUUGUGGUGAACGUUUUGGCUCAAGCUCUGUAUGAACUCUUUGCUGCGACCGACAAUUCACUGCAUCAGUUGAGAAAAGCCUGUUUCCACUAUUUCAAGCUUGGAGGAGAAUGCAUCAAUGGACCGAUCGGCCUUCUGUCCGUAUUGUCACCGAAACCCUUCACUCUGAUUUGUCACUUUUUCGCUGUGGCGUUAUACGCCAUAUACUUCAGCUUCAGAUCUGAAUCCUGGCUCACCAUACCACGAGCUCUGGUCAACAGCAUAGCCAUAAUGUACAGAGCCUGUGCCGUCAUGUUUCCUCUUAUUUACUCGGAGUUACAGUACCUGAUUUACUAGGAAGGAUCUUCUGUCAAACUGAAAAAGAAACUGAUGCCUUCGGUCGUGGAACAUGACAAAUCUGCUGGCUAAAUCCGAGUGCCUAAUUAUUUGGGAAAAAGGGUUUCAUGUCAGACACUGCACAAGGAACAAGUGUCGGAUGAGGAAAUGCAUAUGGUGUCUGAUAGUAAUAGACAAAGACCCUUUGAUGUAGUGAAUUCAGCCUUAUCCUGCAAUUAAACGAGGUUAAAUCCUGUGCUUUAGUUUCAUGUCAGCAUGAAACAACAUUUACAAACUAUUUCUUAUACAGUCUCACAUGUUUCAGAGGGAUGUGCAUUAAGUAAAUCUGGUCUACUUUAAUUUCUUGAUGUUUUCGUCCAGUCAGAAAUGUGUGUUUUUACUACCAUUUCUGAGUGCAAAAUAAAUUAAUUCUUCAAUUCAUAAAGAUUAAACCACUCGGCUGCUUAAGUUGUAAAUUUGUGUAUAUAUUUUAGCUGUUUUCAAGACACUAAAGACAAUCAAUGGGCUGCAUCUCAUUUGUAGCUAAAGCACUUGUUUUCUUCAUGUGCCUUGUUUUAUUGCACAUAUUUCAGACUUUUUAUUUUAAAUUGUGUCCAUUUAUCAUGAUUUUCACAUGGGGCCUUCCAAUUUCAUUUUUGCCUUUCUCUAUUGUUUAAACGUUCAACAUUUUGUGCCGUCAAAAAAUGAUAUGAGCAGUGAAUAUGGCAUUCAGUAUAAAGUAAAAUCAUGUGGAUAUUUACUGAAAAGAGGCCAAAAGCUUAAUGUGAAGACUAAUUGUGGCUCUGUGUUCAUAGUAUUUCUGGCGGUGUAGCCACUCUAUAUAGAUUGUUCUUUCAUAUAAUUUGUCCUCUUUUUAUAUUGAUUUUUUUUUUUUUUAUAUUAUAACAGACUGGAAUGACCCAGUAACAUUUGAGACCCUGUUCUAGCUUUGUAUUUUAAAAUGUAUCAUUCUUUUAUAAUUGGACAGAGGUGUGUGGAAUAAUAAAAAAUUAAUAAAAAAAAAGUAAAUUUUGUGCAAAUUAUAUGUCCACCAGGUGACGCCCUUGCCCCAGCAGGAUGUAAACAGCAUCCCUCUGGUCUUGUAAACAAAAUAAAAAGAUUGAACAUGAA